This is a messenger RNA of Myotis brandtii (Brandt's bat), 3615 nucleotides long. It is a transcript of the gene ALDH1L2, whose product is annotated as aldehyde dehydrogenase 1 family, member L2. NCBI's taxonomy places the organism in Eukaryota, Metazoa, Chordata, Mammalia, Chiroptera, Vespertilionidae. Gene Ontology annotation, biological process: one-carbon metabolic process; biosynthetic process; 10-formyltetrahydrofolate catabolic process. Gene Ontology annotation, cellular component: cytoplasm. The transcript is spliced from 22 exons. Gene Ontology annotation, molecular function: formyltetrahydrofolate dehydrogenase activity; aldehyde dehydrogenase (NAD+) activity. The record is from RefSeq and is a predicted model, not a curated record.
AAAAAAAGAAGUACUACUGAUACAUACAACAUGGAUGAAACUCAAAUAUGUAUGCUAAGGGUUUAUUUCAAAAACCAGCUGAAGUUGGCCCUUAUUGGUCAGAGCCUCUUUGGACAAGAAGUCUACAGCCACCUCUGCAAAGAGGGCCAUCGUGUGGUGGGGGUGUUCACAGUUCCAGACAAGGAUGGAAAAGCUGACCCACUGGCUUUGGCUGCAGAGAAAGAUGGGACCCCUGUGUUCAAGUUCCCCAGAUGGAGAGUCAAGGGCAAGACCAUAAAGGAGGUGGCAGAGGCCUACAGAUCCGUGGGUGCCGAGCUAAACGUGCUUCCUUUCUGCACACAGUUCAUCCCCAUGGAUGUAAUUGACAGCCCAAAGCACGGUUCCAUCAUUUACCACCCGUCCAUCCUUCCCAGGCACAGAGGAGCCUCUGCUAUCAACUGGACUCUAAUUAUGGGAGAUAAGAAAGCUGGAUUUUCUGUAUUCUGGGCUGAUGAUGGUUUAGACACAGGACCCAUCCUUCUUCAGAGGUCAUGUGAUGUUGAACCCAAUGAUACAGUGGAUGCACUAUAUAAUCGAUUUCUUUUUCCUGAAGGAAUCAAAGCCAUGGUGGAAGCUGUUCAACUCAUAGCCGAUGGAAAAGCUCCUCGGAUUCCCCAGCCAGAAGAAGGGGCAACCUAUGAAGGUAUCCAGAAAAAGGAAAAUGCUGAGAUUUCUUGGGAUCAGUCUGCUGAAGUUUUACAUAACUGGAUCCGAGGCCAUGAUAAAGUCCCUGGUGCUUGGACAGAGAUAAAUGGACAGAUGGUCACGUUCUAUGGCUCUUCACUACUGAAUAGCUCCAUGCCUCCUGGAGAACCCCUGGAAAUUAAAGGUGCCAAGAAGCCUGGCCUUGUUACCAAAAAUGGACUUGUUCUUUUUGGUAACGAUGGAAAAGCACUGAUGGUGAGAAAUCUACAGUUUGAAGAUGGGAAAAUGAUUCCUGCCUCUCAGUACUUUUCAGCGGGUGAGACCUCAGUGGUAGAACUUACAGCCGAAGAGAUGAAGGUGGCGGAGACCAUCAAGGUCAUCUGGGCUGGAAUUUUAAGCAACAUUCCUGUUAUUGAAGACUCAACAGACUUCUUUAAAUCUGGAGCAAGCUCAAUGGAUGUUGUCAGGCUGGUUGAAGAGAUCAGACAGAAAUGUGGUGGGCUUCAGUUACAGAAUGAAGAUGUCUAUAUGGCCACCAAGUUUGAAGACUUCAUCCAAAAAGUCGUGAGGAAACUUAGAGGAGAAGAUCAGGAAGAAGAGCUAGUAGUGGAUUAUGUUUCCAAGGAGGUCAAUGCAAUGACAGUAAAUAUGCCAUAUCAGUGUUUCAUAAAUGGACAGUUCACAGAUGCUGAAGAUGGAAAGACUUACGACACUAUCAACCCAACAGACGGCUCUACAAUAUGCAAAGUAUCCUAUGCUUCUUUGGUGGAUGUUGAUAAAGCAGUAGCAGCAGCCAAAGAUGCCUUUGAAAAUGGUGAAUGGGGAAGAAUGAAUGCAAGAGAAAGAGGAAGAUUGAUGUACAGACUCGCAGACCUACUGGAAGAGAACCAAGAAGAGCUGGCAACCAUUGAAGCCCUCGAUUCUGGCGCGGUCUACACCUUGGCUCUCAAGACUCACAUUGGAAUGUCUGUGCAAACAUUCAGAUAUUUUGCUGGCUGGUGCGACAAAAUUCAGGGUUCUACCAUCCCUAUCAACCAGGCCCGUCCAAAUCGCAAUCUGACCUUCACCAAGAAGGAGCCACUUGGUGUCUGUGCCAUUAUCAUCCCCUGGAAUUACCCGCUGAUGAUGCUGGCGUGGAAGAGUGCCGCCUGUCUCGCAGCAGGCAAUACCUUAGUGCUCAAGCCAGCGCAGGUCACGCCCUUGACUGCUUUGAAGUUUGCAGAGCUCUCUGUUAAAGCUGGCUUUCCCAAGGGGGUAAUCAACAUCAUUCCGGGCUCAGGCUCAAUUAUGUUUUCCAUGUCAAGUGGUAAUUUAUGGUGGAAGGAGAGAGAGAGAGAGAGACACUAAAUGCUCAUUUCCCAUUUAUUUUUCUCUAGUGCUGCGAGCAACUUAAAGAAAGUUUCUCUUGAACUUGGUGGCAAAUCCCCACUUAUAAUAUUCAAUGACUGUGAAAUUGACAAAGCCGUGCGAAUGGGCAUGGGAGCGGUAUUUUUCAACAAAGGAGAGAACUGUAUUGCAGCUGGGCGCUUGUUUGUGGAAGAAUCCAUCCACGAUGAAUUUGUGACAAGAGUGGUGGAAGAAAUUAAAAAGAUGAAAAUUGGUGAUCCGCUUGACAGAUCUACUGAUCACGGGCCCCAGAAUCAUAAAGCGCAUCUGGAAAAGCUUCUUCAAUACUGUGAAGCAGGAGUGAAAGAGGGGGCCACCCUGGUGUACGGGGGAAGACAAGUUCCAAGGCCAGGCUUUUUUAUGGAACCGACUGUGUUCACAGAUGUGGAAGACCACAUGUACCUGGCCAAAGAGGAAUCCUUUGGGCCUAUUAUGGUCAUUUCUAAAUUCCAAAAUGGGGACAUCGAUGGAGUGUUGCUGCGAGCAAAUAAUACAGAGUACGGUUUGGCUUCGGGGGUUUUCACAAGAGACAUAAACAAAGCGAUGUACAUUAGUGAGAAACUUGAAGCGGGGACCGUGUUUAUUAACACUUACAACAAGACGGACGUGGCAGCCCCCUUCGGCGGAGUUAAACAAUCUGGCUUUGGAAAAGACUUAGGUGAGGAAGCGCUAAACGAAUACCUCAAAACCAAGACGGUGACGCUGGAAUAUUAGAGCGAUGCCACGACCAGGAAACCCUCGGCAGACAGCACCACUCCUCCAUUCCCGACGUGCAGAAGAGGGCUGGCUGUGCCGAGGAAGGCGGUGUCAGCCACGAGCCAAAGAGUCACACGUGGACCAUGAGACCCUCAGGCCACAUGUCUGAGCAUUACACCUAUGCCUGAGCUAUACACCUUCUAUAUCUUACUUUUUCAUAUUUUGAAAUAAGAUAUAUUUUUGUGCCUUUGAUGUUCUAUUUUUCAAUCCCCUGUGAUGGGUGAUCAACCCACAAACAGUCCUUGAGUACCUACUGGGUACAAGGUACUAUAUUAUGUCCUGAGGAGUAUACAAAAUUUAAUGACAUGACCUCUGACCCCAAAUAGUUUAAAUUCUAGUCAAUAGCUUUUACUUUUUCAGGGAUGGAGAACACUCAACCCGUCAGUAGCUUUUAAAGUAAAUUUUACGAUAUGAUAUAUAGGUGUGGGCAAAAGUAGGUUUACAAUUAUAAUACAAAUAAAUAAUACAAUAAUUAACAAAUAACAUUACUAGAAUAACUGUUUCGCAUAGUCACAACUGUAAACCUACUUUUACCCACCACUAUUGUGUAAAGUACAUAGCUUUUGGAGGCUGAUCUUGGUCCAUAUCAUACCAUCUUACUAGCUAUGUGACUUUGGGAAACUUAUGCAACUUCUCUGAGCCUCGGUUCCCUUAUCUGUGAAAUGGGUAUAGUAGUGCCUCCCUCAGGAGCUUUUUGACAGGGAUUCAAUGCAAUACUAUAAGUAAAGCACCUCACACUGUGCUUUGUCAUGGUAAACACUCAAUAAAAGUUAACUAUUUCCACCAUCA